Orycteropus afer afer is the source of this 792-nucleotide messenger RNA. The record is from RefSeq and is a predicted model, not a curated record. Lineage: Eukaryota; Metazoa; Chordata; Mammalia; Tubulidentata; Orycteropodidae.
AUGCAUAAAAGGACUCAUAGUGGAGAGAGACCAUAUGAAUGUAAGCAAUGUGGGAAAACCUUUAGGCGAUCCUCAAACCUCAUUUCACAUGGAAUAAUUCACAGUGGUGAGAGGCCUUAUGAAUGCAAGGAAUGUGGGAAAGCUUUUAAGCGUUCCUCUCACCUCACUAAACAUAUAAGUAUGCACAGUGGAGAGAAACCUUUUGAAUGCAAGGAAUGUGGGAAAGCCUUUAGUUGUUCCUCUUCCCUAAGUGCACAUGUAAGAAUGCACAGUGGAAAGAGGCCUUAUGUAUGUAAAGAAUGUGGAAAAGUCUUUAUUUGUUCCUCAGCCCUCACUGUACAUAUAAGAACGCACAACGGUGAAAGGCCUUAUGAAUGUAAAGAAUGUGGUAAAACCUUUAUUUGUUCAUCAGCCCUCAUUGCACAUACAAGAACUCACAGUGGAGACAGAGCUUAUGAGUGUAAGGAAUGUGGUAAAGCAUUUAGUAAGACCUCCCACCUCAUUCGACAUAAAAGGACUCACAGUGGAGAGAGGCCCUAUGAAUGUAAGCAAUGUGGGAAAGCAUUUAAGCAAGACUCAUACCUCAUUACACAUCGAAGAAUUCACAGUGGAGAGAGGCCUUAUGAAUGUAUGCAGUGUGGGAAAGCCUUUUCUCAGGCCUAUUCCCUCACUAAACAUAGAAGGACUCACAGUGGAGAGAAGCCUUAUGAAUGUAAGGACUGUGGGAAAACAUUUAGUCAGGCCACACACCUCACUACACAUAGAAGAUUGCACAAUGGAGAGUCUUUAUGA